Messenger RNA from Gregarina niphandrodes, 651 nucleotides. RefSeq lists its product as hypothetical. The transcript has a single exon. Lineage: Eukaryota; Apicomplexa; Conoidasida; Eugregarinorida; Gregarinidae. The record is from RefSeq and is a predicted model, not a curated record. The annotation marks the transcript as partial.
AUGCAGUCGUUUGAUAGUGAAGGCUAUUCAGACGAGGAGACUGCUGAGCGACCCGACGUGCCGAACGGAGCCGAGGAAUCCAACGUGCUGAUCCAUGAUCAUGCAGGUAUGCUGCCAACCGAGUCAUUCCAAACUACCGACAUUCCUGACGCCGAUGGCUUGGGCGAGGGUUCUCAGAGAUCAGAUGUGGGCAAGGGUGCUGAUAACAACGAAAUGGAGCACGAGCCAGUUGGAGGUUCAGCAGCCGGCGAAGGUCUCUCCGAGCGUGACACCUCAACUACCAGCGCUCACCCGGCUACGACCGCAACUCGAGAGCCAGCCGAGGAAGACUCUUUACACGGAGACGCUGUUGAGAAACCCGCUGCCGACGGCAACGGUGCAGUGUGCAAUGUGCCAAGUGGUUCAAUAGACUUGCCGACAACCGAAGCGGACCAGGAUGCUUACCCGCCUACAAGGGAUCCGGCUGUGCAUGCAUCGAGUGUGGGGGCACCAGAUCGCGAUGGAGAAGCUGAGCGUAAACCAGUUGAGGACUCUAUUCCUCCCACAGAUCUCUCCUUGCCUGAGAAGCAGAACACUUCCACCAAAGACGAGAUCCCGACUACUAGCACAACUCAGGAGGCUGCCCGUGAGGGCUCGUUGCAGGAUGAGACU